AUGAGGGCCAACAACAUAGCCAAACUUUCUGCGCUCCUGUCCAUUGCGACUGUCCAUGCCCAAGUUGUUUCCGCAAAUAACUGCACCGUCUUCUCGUGGGAUCAACAACCCGCCUACUACGUGUACGGCCCACCAGAACGCAUCUCGGGAGCCUCAACAUGCGCCCCACGGAACAAUGAGUCUCAUUACUGCGCUCUAAACGCCGACGGAGACAUCCAAGUGCAAUACAGCAAAAACGUCACGAGCCUCCGCGACAGCUGCUGGAACACGCCGGACGGCCCAGCCUGCUUCCUCGAAUCCAUCGUCAAGACAGCCGUCAAUGCAUCGCUGAACGGCGAGCCCUGGAACAACAGCGUCAUUGCCUCUGUCAAUACUUGGGAGGCUAUCGAGCCCGGUACAUCCGCGUACCUGAACUUCACGACGCUGAAACGGUGUUUUGUGGGCACCAUGUCAAACUGUACUGGGAAUCUGACGGAUGGGGUGGUGCUGGAGGCGUGUGCUCCUGUUUAUCAUACUACGGGCACGAAUCCGAGAGCAAUUAUGGAUGGGGAGGUUAUUGUGGUUAAUGUUUCGGAAGCGGAUGUGGGGAACUUCAGAGAUCCGUUUGAGAAACAGUUUUCUGGAGAGGGUGGUGGCGCAGCUGGAAACUUUGUGGUGGGUGGGAAUGUGUUGGCGGUCGCGGUCGCUGUGACUUUUGCGACCGCUUUGCUGUAA
Molecule: messenger RNA, 714 nt
Organism: Cadophora gregata
Lineage: Eukaryota; Fungi; Ascomycota; Leotiomycetes; Helotiales; Ploettnerulaceae
Exons: 1
Coding region: 1-714 (237 amino acids)
Source: RefSeq, a predicted model, not a curated record